Messenger RNA from Necator americanus (New World hookworm), 573 nucleotides. RefSeq lists its product as uncharacterized. Gene Ontology annotation, cellular component: cytosolic small ribosomal subunit. The transcript has 3 exons. Gene Ontology annotation, biological process: translation; ribosomal small subunit biogenesis. Gene Ontology annotation, molecular function: rRNA binding; structural constituent of ribosome. NCBI's taxonomy places the organism in Eukaryota, Metazoa, Nematoda, Chromadorea, Rhabditida, Ancylostomatidae. Bases 1 to 573 code for a protein of 190 amino acids. The record is from RefSeq and is a predicted model, not a curated record.
AUGCCUCGAAUUAAGACGGUGCAUUCGAAGGUGACGAAAUCUCCACGCCGCCCGUUCGAAAAGGAACGUCUGGAUCAGGAGUUGAAACUUAUUGGAGAGUUUGGUUUGAAGAACAAACGUGAGGUCUGGCGUGUCAAGUACACUUUAGCUAAGGUCCGCAAAGCUGCUCGAGAAUUGCUCACUUUGGAGGAGAAAGACCCAAAGCGAUUGUUCGAAGGAAACGCACUUCUUCGUCGUCUUGUUCGCAUUGGAGUGCUUCCAGAAGAUCGUAUGAAGCUGGAUUACAUCCUUGGUUUACGUGUCGAGGACUUCCUAGAGAGGCGUCUUCAGACUCAAGUUUUCAAACUUGGAUUGGCAAAAUCGAUCCACCAUGCUCGCGUCCUUAUCAGGCAUAGUCACAUCCGUGUCCGCCGUCAAGUUGUUGAUGUACCAUCAUUCAUUGUUCGGCUGGAUUCGCAGAAACACAUUGAUUUCUCACUGAAGUCGCCCUUCGGAGGUGGCCGUCCUGGACGUGUGAAGAGGCGCAAUAUGAAAAAGGCCGAAGAAGGGGAGGGAUCUGGGGACGACGAGUGA